Penicillium olsonii is the source of this 798-nucleotide messenger RNA. Lineage: Eukaryota; Fungi; Ascomycota; Eurotiomycetes; Eurotiales; Aspergillaceae. The record is from the annotation of a GenBank genome assembly.
AUGGCUCCCACUCUCGAUGUCAUCCACAUUGGCACCGCCACUGCCAUUCUCGAGAUCAACGGUGUCAAUUUCUUGACCGAUCCAUUCUUCUCCCCUGCCGGUACCACCUGGGACAGAGGCCGCAUCGUUUUGAAGGUUACGGAAGAUCCUAAGCUUCAUCUUAACCAGCUUCCCGUGAUUGAUGCUGUGCUGUUGAGCCACGAAGAUCACCCUGACAAUCUGGAUGAGCUCGGUCGACAACUCCUCGACGGGCGUCGUGUUUUCACCACUGUUGAUGGGGCUCAGAACCUCGCGCCCCGACCUGCUGUUCAUGGCAUGAAGUCAUGGGAAAAGAUUGACAGUGUAAUUGCCGGGAAGAAGUUCACUAUCGUGGCGACCCCAACGCAGCACGUUCCGGGAAACGAAUGUACCGGUUUCAUCGUGACUGGCGAAGACUUUGGAACUGGCCGUGAUGGCCUCCCAAAUGCGAUCUACUUCAGUGGUGAUACUGUCUAUAUUGAAGAGUUGACUUCCAUCGCGGAUAAAUACCACAUUCGUGCCGCUGUGAUGAACCUGGGCAAUGCGCAUGCUCCUCUCCUAGAAGAUCCCAACGCUCCUCUCAUGCAGAUUACCAUGGGUGGCAAGGAUGGAGCCAAGCUCUUGCGUGCCAUCAAGGCCGAUAUUCUUGUCCCCAUGCACUAUGAGUCCUGGGGUCAUUUCACCCAAUUCGGGGUCGAGCUGCGCCAGGCCUUUGAGGAUGCGGGUAUCAGCGAUAAAGUUUGCUGGCUGGAAGGAGGCAAGAAGAUCUCUGUUCUUUAA